AUGUAUUUAGAAGCUAGACGACUUGCUCAGAUUCAAGUACCAGACCAGCUGCUUGAUGGGUGGGAAUUACGAAAUCGCACCCUGCAUAGUGAUGGUACCUCCAAACAUGGCUACCAUUAUGCCACCUUUGAUGUGACAUUAGAUGAUGGUAAUGUAAUGGUGGCCGGGCUGAGGGACAUGGCAUGUGGUGAUGCUGAAUCACAAUUAGAAUUACUAAAAGAAGUUUUAGGUGAUAUUACAAGCUCUCUGGAAGAGGAAAAUGCAGAUAAGAAGGUGAUGAAAUCCAUAAAGAAUUUGAUGUCUGACCGCUGCAUUGUCCAGAAGAAAUUCAAUGAGAUUCUCCAAAAAUACCGACAGUCCAUUCUGCCUGAAGUUGUUGAAGAGUGGGAUAUACUUGAUGAUGAUGAAAAAUCAAAGGUUGAGAGAAUGAAUGACCUAUUCUGUGGCCUACAUUACAUUGUUGGGCUUGCUGACCAAGCAGAGGAAGCUUUAAAGAUAUGGGACAAGCUCUUGUAUGAUAACACAAAGGUUGGUAGCCUUUGUCAAGGUGGGUAUAGUAAAGGAGAGAGUGGCACUCUCCGUUUACUUCGAACAGUGUGCAAAGCUGUUCAGGCCAAGGGAUGCGAACGAUCUGGAAGAGCUGUAUCCUUUGCCGAUUAUGUUAGAGAGAAAGGUGUUGAAUUAAUCCCCCUUGCACCUUUUCUAGGAAAUAGAUUUAAUAUUAUAUUUCAUAAUGGGGGUGGUGUAUUCUAUUUGCAUGAGCACCUUAGACCAUCCUUUGAUAUGAUGAAGGAUGAAAACAAACUGCUGAAAGCAGUUCACUAUGACUUAGAAGUUUCUUCAUUUUUAGCUGGGUGCAGGGCCUUAGGGUUGAUUAACAAGUUUAUUACAGGUCCUUUGUGGAGAGUCCUUGAAAAGGAAGAGGUAAGUUUCAUGGAUAUGAGUGCAUGAUACCAGCGACUGUUGGAGUGUUUUGAAGAAUGGGCUCAAGACUCCACUCCUGUACUCACUGGUGAAGCUGUCGUGUUUGAUGAUGUCAAACUGAAAAAAGAUGUGUGUUAUGAAAAGCUAAUCGAUGAAGACCCCACCUGGGAUCCAAUGACAAAGCAAGUCCUCGAGUUGAUCUUUGGAUCAUUUGUUGUGGUAACAAAGAGAAUGUUGAGUGAUCACCUGGAGGGUGGUAAGUAUGACAAACCCAAUGCUGAAAUGCAAGAUGAGUGCAAGAAUGCUCCCAAGACAAAUGUUGUUCCUGAACGAGAUUUCGGAAUGCUAGAUCGACUUAUUGCACAGAAACCCAAUGCAACAACCUUGGUUUUUGAAGGCAUCUUGAUGUUCACAAAGAAUGGUAGUAAAGGUUGGAGAGAUUUGUUGCCCCCUGAAAAGAGAGCUGCUGUAAUGGAAAUGGCACGGAAUUCCAAGUCAAGUCAACGACAGCAAUUCAUUGAGCGGAAAGCAACAAUUAGAAAAAAGAGAGAGGAAAAGCUUGAGAAAGGAAAGCAAGAAAAAGAGUGA
This is a messenger RNA of Paramuricea clavata, 1512 nucleotides long. The record is from the annotation of a GenBank genome assembly. NCBI's taxonomy places the organism in Eukaryota, Metazoa, Cnidaria, Anthozoa, Malacalcyonacea, Plexauridae.